Messenger RNA from Peronospora farinosa, 1083 nucleotides. Lineage: Eukaryota; Oomycota; Peronosporomycetes; Peronosporales; Peronosporaceae. The record is from the annotation of a GenBank genome assembly.
AUGACGUCCAGAAAUCUCAUCCGUCACUCGACGCGUCUCGCAUCGGUCACCAGCAACAAUAGACGCAAUGUCAUCUACACCAUGUCAGUACUGGACCGUCCGUGCUUUCAAAAAUCAUCAGCCGCUGCUCAGAUUCGCUUUCAUAGCAUGCAAUCAACUGCCUUCAGUAAAGAAGCGGCUCAACAAGAGUUUUCCGCUGACCCAGAGCAGCGUAUUCUAACGAAAGCUAUAGAUCAUGUACCAAAUCAUGGAUGGACCAUUGAGGCUUUAGCAGCUGGUGCCAUGGAUCUUGGAUACCCUUCAGUGGCUCAUGGCAUGUUUACGCGUGGACCUGUGGAGCUGGUGGAGUAUUUCAUGGACUCGUGCCUUGCCAAGCUGCGGAAGACGCUGAUUCUUAAUACGGACAAGUUACAAGCCAUGACUGUGGCUGAACGUCUCAAAUUUGGUGUUCGCAAUCGUUUGGAGAUGCUGAUUCCGGUGAUUGAUUUGUGGCCACAGGGAAUGGCGCUUGGUGCACUGCCGCAGAACGCACCCAGCACUGCGAAGAGACUGGCACAGCUGUCAGAUGAGAUCUGGUACUUUGCUGGUGAUAAAUCUACGGACUUGUCAUGGUACACCAAGCGUGCUGUCCUCACGGCAGUGUAUGCUAGCACUGAGUUAUUCAUGCUAAAUGACAAGUCACUGAACUUUGAAGACACGUGGGCAUUCCUUGACCGCAGGAUUGACGAAACGAUUCAACUUGGAGAAUUGCCUCAAAACUUGAACGAUGUGGUUGGGAUGGCCGGCAUAGGACUGCAGUCGAUGUUGUCGGCUGUAACGUCGCUUACAGGUCCUUUAGUUGGGCAAGUAAUCUCUAGCACGCCUUUGAGCCAGGUUCCGAACCCGAUUACGGCUAUGGGAAGCGUGGUUCCGCCGUCAGUAGUUUCGGCUUUCGCAUCGGGACUGCCAUUUACCGCCCCGACAGCGUCCGCAGGCGCUGCACCAGAAGUUGAUGCCAUGGCUUUUAAGCCUAAGGAUCUGAAGGAGAUUGAUGAAGAGCUGGAAAAGCUCGGUUACGUUGACAUGAGCGAGAAACGCAGCUAA